This is a messenger RNA of Aspergillus affinis, 690 nucleotides long. RefSeq names its product GNAT family N-acetyltransferase. Gene Ontology annotation, molecular function: acyltransferase activity, transferring groups other than amino-acyl groups. The coding region runs from base 1 to 690 and encodes 229 amino acids. Lineage: Eukaryota; Fungi; Ascomycota; Eurotiomycetes; Eurotiales; Aspergillaceae. The transcript is spliced from 2 exons. The record is from RefSeq and is a predicted model, not a curated record.
AUGCCUACGAAUCCCACGAUCCAAAUCCGCUACUCCACCGAACACGACGCCCCCACCCUCGGAGCCCUCAACAUCGCCAGCUUCAAGCACCAAGCCUACUGGGCCAACGUCUUCCCGCAACCCGACCCCUUCUCGGUCCUCCCUCUCAAACACGCCCGCGCCCUCGAGAAACUGACCGCCCCGGACACGCACGUCCUCUCGGCCGUGGACCUGGAAACUGAUCAAGAUGAAGUGGUCGGAUGGGCGCGGUGGACAUUCCCGGGCGAUGAGAACGGAACGGUAGAUGUGUCCCCACAGGCGAAGAGGAAGAUUGAAGAAGCGAGGGGGAUGUUGCCGGAGGGUGCCAAUCGGAGGAUCUAUGAGUUGUUUUUUGAGACGUUGAAGGUGAAGAGGGGGGUUUGGUUGGGGGAGGGGGAUUUGAUGCUCGAUUUCCUCGCCACGCACCCCUCCUCCCAAGGCAAAGGGAUCGGAACAAAGCUCCUGAAAUGGGGCAUGGAGUACGCUGAUGAGCGAGACGCGCGCAUAUACCUGGAAGCCACGAUGGAUGGAUACCCGCUUUACGUAAAGCACGGGUGGCGACAGGUCGAGGAACUAGUGUUGGACUUUGUGCCGUAUGGGGGGCACGGAACGGCGACCUAUAGUUUGAUGAUUCGGGAUAGGAAGUCGGAGAGGGAGACAACGUCAGUUUGA